AUGGCUGCCUUCCUUCGAGUCAAACGUAUCACCAUCAUGUCCACUCCCUUCAUCCUCACCGUAACCGGCGAGUCCACCAUCCCCCACCCCGCCGAGCGCGCCCUCCUCAACAUCUCCGUCGAAACCUCCGGCCCCAACAAAGCCUCCGUCUCCGACUCCGUCCUCACCACAGCCAAACACCUCGAAUCCCUGCUCCGCUCGCUCUCCCCGGCUUCUGAGUCAGACGAAGACAAAGCCGCCUCCCCGCUCGCCCACUGGAGCAAGACUGGUCUGACAGCGACAAGCCACAUCCCCUACAAAGACGACGGGACCGCGGAGCCUCGCCAGUUCGACGGGAGUAUCACCUUCGAUAUCCGCUUCAAAGACUUCGCCGCCCUGGGAGCUUUCGGCGAAAAACUCUCCGCCCUCCCGCACGUCGAAGUGAAAGGCGUACACUGGAUCCUCACUCCCGCGACCGAGAAAUCCUUCCGUUCCCGGCUUCGGCGGGAAGCUGCGCAGGAUGCUUUGGAGAAAGCGAAGGACUACGCCGAGGUGCUCGGAUGCUUUGACGUGCGCGCGGUGGAGUUGACGGAAGGGGGAGAGGGGAUGAGUGGGAUGGGGAGGGCGACGCAGUCGCUCGGGCCGCGGACGAGGCAGUUGGCGAGGAAGGGAGGGAGGGAUGAGAGUCCGUUGGAGUUUCAGCCUGAGGAGGUGCGGAUGGGGAUGGAGGUGGAGGUGAAGUUUCAUGCGACGUGA
Molecule: messenger RNA, 735 nt
Organism: Saxophila tyrrhenica
Lineage: Eukaryota; Fungi; Ascomycota; Dothideomycetes; Mycosphaerellales; Extremaceae
Exons: 2
Coding region: 1-735 (244 amino acids)
Source: RefSeq, a predicted model, not a curated record